Molecule: messenger RNA, 1572 nt
Organism: Pocillopora verrucosa
Lineage: Eukaryota; Metazoa; Cnidaria; Anthozoa; Scleractinia; Pocilloporidae
Source: RefSeq, a predicted model, not a curated record
AUGGCGGCACAGCAAACAAAAGCAGACCUGCUCGAUUUACCCAAGAAAGCUGCAGCAGUAAAGCAGAUCCAACUAGCCUCUUCUGCCAAAGACCGCAAAAGACUGUCGGAGGAGACGUUAGAAACAAGCAACAAUUUGCAAAAUACGGAAAAGUUGAAACCCAACGACAAAGCUGGGAGGGGAGAGACUUAUAGAAAUCUUGGCAUUGUCCAUCAAAAUUCAAGCGAUUUUCAUGAGGCCAUUGAGUACCACGAGUGCCAUCUGCAAACUGCAAAAGAAGGGGAGGAUAAAGCUGGACAAGAACGGGCUUAUGGAAAUCUUGGUAAUGACUUAAAAUGCUUAGACGAUUGUCAUAACAAGUGUUAUGAAUGUCAUCCACAAACUACAAGAGAAUUGGGAGGCAAAGCUAGAAAAGGACGGGCUUAUGGAAAUCUUGGCAUUGCCUAUAGGAGUUUAGGCGAUUAUCAUAAGGCUAUCGAGAACCAUGAGCGUCAUCUACAAUUUGCAAAACAAGCUAUCGAGUACCUUAUGCAUAAUCUACAAAUUGCAAGAGAAGUAGGAAAUAAAGCUGGAGAGGGACAGAGUUUUGGAAAUCUUGGUAAUGUCUAUGAUAGCUUAGGUGAUUUUCGCAAGGCAAUCGAGUACCAUGAGCAUCAUCUAAAAAUUACAAGAGAAGAGAGAGACAAAGCUGGAGAAGGAAGGGCUCUUGGAAAUCUUGGCAAUGCCUAUCAUAGCUUAGGAGACUUUCAUAAGGCUAUCGAGUACCUUAUGCAGGAUCUAAAAAUUGCAAGAGAAGUAGGAGAUAAAGCUGGAGAGGGACAAACUUAUGGAAAUCUUGGCAAUGCCUAUUUUAGUUUAAGCGAUUUUCAUAAAGCAGUCGAGUACCAUGAGCGUCAUCUACAAAUUGCAAGAGAAGUGGGAGAUAAGGCUGGAGAAGGAAAGGCUUAUGGAAAUCUUGGCAUUUCCUAUGAUAACUUAGGCGAUUACAAUAAGGCAAUUGAGUACCAUAAGCAUGACCUAGAAAUUGCAAGAAAAGUGGGAGACAAGGCUGGAGAAGGAGGGGCCUAUGGAAAUCUUGGCAAUGCCUAUUACAGCUUAGGCAAUUUAGAAAAGGCAAUCGAGUACCAUAAGCGUCAUCUACAAAUUGCAAUAGAGGUAGGAAACGAAGCUGGAGAAGGAGCGGCUUAUGGAAAUCUUGGCAACGCCUAUAAUAGUUUAGGCGACUUUCACAAGGCAAUCGAGUACCAUAAGUGUCAUCUACAAAUUGCAAUAGAAGUGGGGGAUAAAGCUGGAGAAGGACGGGCUUAUGGAAAUCUAGGCAUUGCCUAUGGAAACUUAAACGAUUUUCAUAAGGCUAUCAAGUACCAUGAGCGUCAUCUACAAAAAGCAAAAGAAGUGGGGGAUAAAGCUGGAGAGAGACGGGCUUAUGGAAGUCUUGGCAAUGCCUUUCAUAGCUUAGGCAACUUUCGUAAGGCAAUCGAGUACCGUGAGCGUCAUCUACAAAUUGCAAAAGAAGUGGGGGACAAGGCUGGAGAAGGAGAGUCAUACGGUAAUCUUAUCUUAUACUCUUAA